Messenger RNA from Drosophila busckii, 993 nucleotides. RefSeq lists its product as uncharacterized. The coding region runs from base 33 to 545 and encodes 170 amino acids. The transcript has a single exon. The record is from RefSeq and is a predicted model, not a curated record. NCBI's taxonomy places the organism in Eukaryota, Metazoa, Arthropoda, Insecta, Diptera, Drosophilidae.
AACAUUUUAAAACAUAAAUAAAUUUAUACAAAAUGUCAUUGAUUGUGCAAUAUGAGCAACAUUAUGCUGCGUUAAUCUCAGAUAUAAAGGAACUCGUAGGCAGACUGGAGGAAGUAAACAAUCAAUCGGAUCGCAAAGUGCUGUGCCACAGCAUCCGUGGCAGUCUGGUGGAGGCAAAAAGGAUUUUUAUGCAAAUGCGGCUGGAGCGCGAUCGGCGAUCGCGUGGUGAAAAAUUGCGAGCUGCAGCUGCUGAGCUGAACGGACUGUAUGUGGAGUACAAGCAAGCAAAGGCCAAGGGACGUUCAUUAACUGUUGCAUUAGCUUCGCUGGACUUGGGCAGCAAUGCUGAUAAUGAUGAGGGUGCGUCCAUAAGCAAUGAUCAGCAGCAGCCGGAGCUGCUGGAUAACUUGGAGCCCAUUGAGCGCACGGACAAUAAAUUGACAGAAGGUUAUGACGAAGCAGUAGAAACCGAAGCAGUAGAAUCCGAAGCAGUAGAAACCGAAGCAGUGGGCGCUCAAGAGCUCAGCGCUUUAGCUCCUAACUAAAUCUGCAUCAUCAGCGUGAGAUUUUGCAAGGUACACGCUCACAUUUGAGAGAAACAAAUGAUGAGCAAGGCUAAAUACGCUUCUCUUGCGUACUAUGAGAGAGAAGGUAUGGCUCUAUGGCGUGGGCAUUUGCUUUGUAGGUGCUGUGGGCAUUAGUCGCUAUCUGAUCUUUGCUGCAACAGGUACAUCACAAAUUACACGAAAGCCAAAAUUUGUUAUAGGAAACACAUACAUAUAUAAAUUAAUUAGAGUUGUGUUCUUAUGUUCAUAGAAUCAAGUGAAUUCUAUCAAUGUGUUUAUUCAGUUGAUCUGUGUCUAUAUAUCUACUGAGCUAAAUGCCAGUUAUAGUUAAUCGACCCACUGAACUAACAUUGUUGCAUUCCUGGGUUUAAUAUUAUAAACCUUAAUAGUUGUUAUAUUUGUGUGUCUAUUAUGUGUAUAAAUAUUA